Messenger RNA from Lodderomyces margitis, 1323 nucleotides. RefSeq lists its product as uncharacterized. Gene Ontology annotation, molecular function: ubiquitin binding. Lineage: Eukaryota; Fungi; Ascomycota; Pichiomycetes; Serinales; Debaryomycetaceae. The transcript has a single exon. The record is from RefSeq and is a predicted model, not a curated record. Gene Ontology annotation, cellular component: endoplasmic reticulum. Bases 1 to 1323 code for a protein of 440 amino acids.
AUGGCACUUCCUAGCUGGCUUGAAUCGAUACUAGGUCGAAAUGGGUACCAAAGGACAGAUGCAAAUGAACCGCCCAAUAAUCACACCAACAAUAAUAUGCCUGGUGCAUACCAAGAAGAACAAACAAACACACAACCCAGCACCACCGUUCGUGAAUCAUUAAAAAAGAUAUCAGCCUAUGUUAAUGUGAUAGUCGCCAAACCACUCAUUAUUACACUUCUACUAAUAUUCCAGUUGUUGUCUGCGGUGAUCAAUAUUCUAUACUUUAGAGAUUUAAACACAUCCCCUCCACCCGAGGAAAUGAUUGACCCUAUUGAUAAAGUCAACAAAUUCGUCCGAGAUUUGGAAGAUGGUAUGGAACCACUGAUUACUCAAAAUUUAAAUCAGUUACCUCCGUUCUUUGAAGGAAGCUAUACACAAGCAUUGUAUAUGGCAACACAGAGGGGCAAGAUUCUCUUUGUAUAUUUGACCAAUCCCCAGAACGAAAGUGCUUCGUUCAUAUUCAAUGAAAUCAUCAUGAGUCAGGAAUUCAUUAGAAUCUUCAAUAAGGAUAUUAUAAUAUGGGGUGGUGAUUUGAAAAACCCCGAAGCUUAUCAAUUGGCCAACAGUUUGAAUGUUACCAAGUUUCCCUUUCUAGGGGUAUUGUGUUUAACGAGAGGAACGAAGAUGACACCAGAAGGGCCAAAGAAAGAUCCAGUAAAGAUCUCAAUGAUAGCUAAACUUCAAGGGGGAAAAGUUAACUCCCUCGAUGAUGCCAGUACCAUAAUAAGGAACAAGUUUUUAAGAAAGAUUGGGAAAUAUGAACCAGAAUUGAACUUGAUACGACAAGAGUUGCAGGAUAGAUACAUGACAGAGGUGUUGCGCAAGCAGCAAGAGUAUAACUAUAUGGCUUCCAUGCAGCAAGAUAUGAUCAAAAAGAAUGAAAAGAAAAAGAGGGCCCUAACUAAGGAGUAUCUAAAAUACAAGGCACCGUUGUAUAAGAACUUGACUAAUCCACCCCCAAAAGAAGAGGCGAAAGAGUAUGCUAGAAUUGUGUUGAAGUUCCCUGACUCUUCCAGGGUGACAGUCUAUUUCCCAAAGCAUCUCAAGGUAAGAGACGUGUUUACAUUUGUUGAAAUAUUGAGACAGAAUCUUGUUGAUCUGACUUCCAAUUUGACAGAACUGGAAGCCACAAACAAGUUUAAGAACUUUGAGGUUGAAUUCAAGUUUACGCUAACAUCGCCAUUACCUCCAAGAACAGACAUGGCGCUGAAAAAGGAUGAAGAAAUUGAACAGAAUGAUUUGAUAUACCCAAAUGGAUUGCUACUAGUGGAGGAUGUAUAG